Messenger RNA from Macrosiphum euphorbiae (potato aphid), 1092 nucleotides. Lineage: Eukaryota; Metazoa; Arthropoda; Insecta; Hemiptera; Aphididae. The record is from the annotation of a GenBank genome assembly.
AUGCUCGAUUUCAUUUUAUCUAUUUCUCCUGCUUCUAAUGUUUCCUUACAUAAUGACCCGAUUGUUUUAAUAGACGCUUACCACCCUCCUUUAUACAUUAAUUAUUUGUUUGAUAAAUCGUUUUCUUCUCUUACUUUUUCCGAAACAUCCAAUGACUGGAAAAAAAGUGAUUUUAGUUCCAUCCUCUCAUUUUUAGAUUCUAUUGACUGGAUCUCUAUUUUCAGUAAAUAUUAUGAUAUUUCUUCAAUGUUACAUGAAUUUUAUUCCAUUUUAUUUUCAGCUAUAGAUUCUUUCAUACCAAAAAAGAAAAUUGUUUCAUCAAAAUUUCCUAUCUGGUACUCAAAAGACUUAAAAUCUUUAAUUAAACAAAAAAAAUUACUGCAUGUUAUAUAUAAAAUGUCUAAAUCUAAUUUGGAUUAUUUAAAUUUCUCCUCUAUUCGAUCCCUUUGCAAGCAACGUAGUAAAACUGAUUAUGCCUACUAUUUAAAUAAAAUUCAACUUUCUCUAAAAUCUAACCCUAAACAAUUUUGGUCCUUUAUGAGAAAUUUAAAAUGUUCUUCAGGUCUACCGAAUUCUUUAUCCCUUAAUAAUCUAAUAGCUGAUAACGGUCAAGAUAUAGUAAAUUUAUUUAGUAGUUAUUUUGCUUCUACUUAUAAAAAAGUAAAUGCUCCUGCUCUUUCCACUCCUGUCAUAAAAUCUUUUCAAUCAAUAAAUAAUUGUGACAUAAACCUUCUUGAUGUCUUCAAUGAACUCGACACUUUAAAUUAUAAAACCCCUACUAGCCCAGAUGGCAUUAAUCCUUUAUUUUUAUAUACUUGUAGAUUCGUUCUCUCUGCCCCCAUAACUUUUCUUUUUAACACCUCCCUUUACACGAGUUGCUUCCCAUCAAUUUGGAAAAACACAUUCAUUAAUCCUAUUUUGAAAAAUGGAGAUAAAUCUUUAAUUUCUAACUACCGCCCUAUAUCUAUUAUUUCUAUCAUCCCUAAAAUUUUCUCUAAAAUUAUCAAUUCUAAAAUCUCUCCUCUCCUUAAUAAUAUCCUGGUUCCUCAUCAACAUGGAUUCCGUAAAAAAAAUCUACAAUCACUAACUUAA